Messenger RNA from Cuscuta europaea, 1912 nucleotides. The record is from the annotation of a GenBank genome assembly. Lineage: Eukaryota; Viridiplantae; Streptophyta; Magnoliopsida; Solanales; Convolvulaceae.
CAAUAGGCUGGCGGCCCUGCUUAAACCCUAUUAAAACCGAAAUAUUGCUUCAAGUCUCUGCUUUUCAGUUCACACACCCAUGGCUCUGUACUUGUUGUUUGAGUCCGCCUCCGGCUAUGGGCUGUUCCUGGCAAAUGGACUCGAUGAAAUUGGUCAGAAUACGGAGGCAAUUCGGAAGUCAGUCCUCGACCUCAACCGGUUCGGCAAAGUUGUGAAACUCAUCGCGUUUAACCCAUUCGAUUCUGCUCUCGAUGCUCUGAAUCAGUGCAACGCUGUUUCUGAAGGGCAAAUGACUGAUGAGUUGAGGAAUUUUUUGGAGCUUACACUCCCUAAAGUUAAGGAGGGAAAGAAGGCUAAGUUCAAACUAGGACUUGCAGAGCCUAAGCUUGGUUCACAUAUAGUUGAAGUAACUAAGAUUCCUUGCGAAAGCAAUGAGUUUGUUCUAGAGCUUCUGCGUGGUGUUCGGUUGCAUUUUGAGAAGUUUAUUGGAAAUCUCAAGUCAGGUGACAUUGAGAAGGCCCAGCUGGGGUUAGGUCACAGUUACAGCAGAGCAAAGGUCAAGUUCAAUGUUAACCGUGUUGACAAUAUGGUUAUUCAAGCAAUAUUCUUACUUGAUACUCUUGAUAAAGAUAUCAAUACAUUUUCAAUGAGAGUCAGAGAGUGGUAUUCAUGGCACUUCCCAGAACUUGUGAAGAUUAUCAAUGACAACUAUUUAUAUGCCAAACUUGCAAAGUUCAUCGAGGACAAGUCGCAACUAUCUGAUGAUAGUUUGCCAGACUUAACAGAAAUAGUCGGGGAUGAAGAUAAAGCCAAAGAAAUAGUAGUCGCUGCCAAAGCUUCCAUGGGCCAAGAUUUGUCUCCUGUUGACCUGAUCAAUGUCAAGCAACUUGCACAUAGAGUAAUGGAUCUUGCUGAGUAUAGGAAGAAUCUCUAUAAUUAUUUGGUUGCUAAGAUGAAUGACAUAGCACCAAAUUUGGCUGCAUUGAUUGGUGAUGUUGUUGGGGCCCGUUUAAUUUCUCAUGCUGGCAGCCUGACAAACUUGGCUAAAUGUCCAUCAUCCACUCUCCAAAUACUUGGAGCUGAGAAGGCUCUCUUCAGGGCAUUGAAGACUAAAGGAAACACACCGAAGUAUGGGCUCAUAUUCCAUUCUUCUUUCAUUGGCCGUGCUGGUGCUAAGAACAAAGGGCGAAUGGCUCGUUAUCUUGCAAACAAAUGCUCUAUUGCUUCACGCCUUGACUGUUUCCUAGAUACCAGCACUACUAAAUUUGGGGAGAAACUUCGUGAGCAAGUUGAAGAGAGACUUGAUUUCUAUGAUAAAGGAGUGGCACCACGCAAAAACUUGGAUAUGAUGAAAGCUGUAAUCGGAAGCCUUGAAAAUGAAGAUGCCACUAUGGAUGAAGACAAAAUGUCAACUGAACCUUCAUCAGCAAAGAAAAGCAAGAAAAAGAAAUCCAAGGGUGAGGAUGAGCAACAAAUGGAAGAAGAUGAACCCGCUGAGAAAAAUGGUAUUGACUCUGAAGAACCAAAGAAGAAGAAAAAGAAGGAAAAACGGAAAGCAGAAGAGCAGAAAAGUGUGGAUGAAAAUAAUGCAAAUGGCAUAAAUGGGGUUGAUGCCAUGAAUGGGUCAACAAAGAAGAAGAAAAAGAAGAGCAAGGGUGAGAAUGAAGAUUUUCAAACACCUGCUGCUGGAAGUAAAAAGAAAAAGAAGUCCAAGGUUGACGACGAUGAAUGAUUGGAUAUUAUUAUCCUAGCAGCAGCAGCAGCAGUAGGAGGCUAGCUUGUUCUGGUCUUCCUUUAAUGUCAUAGUUUGAACUUUUGAGUGGCUGUACCUGUAAGCCAGUUUUUGUUUGUUUAACCUUGGGGUUAGUUAUAUUUCUUCUACUAGAUAUCUUCUCUGUAGCUUUUGUUUCUG